AUGGCGCCCGGGCGUGGACUGGGGAUAUCGAUCGCGAUCCCGAUCGACGACGUCGAGUGCGCGAGCGUCGCGCGCGCGAUCGCGGGCGCGUCGCUCGAGGUGGAAUUCCUCGUCGACGACCCCCGCGCGUCCACCGUGGUGGCGUCGACGAGGCGAUUGAUGACGCUCGCGCGCGCGGCGAGCGUGCGGUGGAGCGAACUCCGCGGGCGAACGAUCGAGGACGUCGCGCUUGAGAUUCGAGCGGGAGACGCGCGCUUCGAGCGGUGGACGCGAGACGCCGAGGCGGUGGAACAGGCGUCGACGGCGGAACAGGCGGCGAUCGGAUUGGCGCUGCGAACGCUCGCGGAUGCGAUCGCGGGCGCGGUGGGUGAUGGAGACGCCGUGCGAACGUUCACGCGAGCGAGGGAGGUGGUGCGGGCGUGGGCGUGGGCGGUGUCGGAGACGGUGCGUGGGAAGGGCGCGACGGAACGCGGCGCGAGACGCGACGACGCGUGCGAAGACAUGUUCACGUGGGCGGUCGCGAGAGGAGGGACGUUUAAGUGUGCGCCGUGCGCGUGUGAGGUCGGUUCGAGCGUCAUGCGUGAGGUGCGCGCGGUGGAGAGGGUGGAGGCGGGAGAGUGCGUCGCGCGCGUUCCGUGGGACGCGCUACUGGGCGUCGAACAAACGGUGGAGACGUCUUCGCCGUCGCCGACGAGUGAGAUUUUGAAACAGCUCACGCGAAUGGGUGAUCAGAUAAUCAUGGUGAUUUGGCUCACCGCGGCGCUCGAUGCGUUCGAAUGCGGAGACGCGAGCGCGUACGAGGAGUGGGCGCCGGCGCUUCGAGCGCUUCCGACGCGCGCGUCGAGCUCGCUGGCGUGGAACGCCGAUGAUCUCGGUGCGGUCGCGGGCGAAGACCUGGCGAAUCGAUUGCGCGAGUAUCGACGUAGUGUUAAAGUUCAGUACGACGCGUUGUUUCCCGCGCUGUGCGAGCAGGUUCCGGAGGCUUUUCCCGCGCGCGCGUUUGGAGACUAUGCGAAAUUUGAGCGCGCGUACGAUAUUUGGACCUCGUACGCGAUGAAGGUGCAGGAUCCAGAUUCGCUACAGAUUCGAGAGGUGAUCGUUCCAGGGGUUUUUCUGUGUAAUCACUCACUGAGCGCGCACUCCGUGAGGUACACGUCGCUCGAGCGCGGGACGAAAGCGUUUCGUUUGGAGCUCUCGCGCGGAUGUGUCGAGGGAGAAGCGAUUACAAUCUCUUACGGCCGUCUAGAUAACGCCGAUCUGUUGAUGUUCUACGGAUUCUCGUUGGAGAACAAUCCGUACGAUAGAGUGUCCCUGCACUCGAUCACCGGUGACGCUAAUGAGACGCAACUUGAAGCGCUGAGACACGCGUCGAACGCGUGCGAGCACGAUCUCACUCGGCUUCCGGUGUGUUUAGCCCGCGACGGUUCUCUCGAUCGAGUUCUCGCUCAAAUCAGAAUUCUUUACGCCCCGCAGCAGUUCAUGCAGUGGUGCGAGUUGGAUGAGUAUCACCCGUUCGUCGUCGUAGACUUUGAGCUCGAGCACGAAAUUCUCCAACGUCUCGUCGAGCGUCUGCGGGCGAUGCGCGACGAAAUUCACACGUGCGAUGAUAUCAACACACCCGAUCUGACGCAAGUGGCGAGUGCGAGCUACUGGUAUCGACACGAACAGAUGCGGAUCAUGGAGAGCGCCAUCACGCGCAUGGAAUCCCUACUGCAUGAGUACGCGACGCGAGUGCGCAAGAGGAAUCGGAAUCAACAUUAA
Messenger RNA from Ostreococcus tauri, 1761 nucleotides. RefSeq names its product unnamed product. The record is from RefSeq and is a predicted model, not a curated record. Gene Ontology annotation, biological process: peptidyl-lysine monomethylation. Gene Ontology annotation, cellular component: nucleus. Gene Ontology annotation, molecular function: protein-lysine N-methyltransferase activity. The transcript has a single exon. Lineage: Eukaryota; Viridiplantae; Chlorophyta; Mamiellophyceae; Mamiellales; Bathycoccaceae. Bases 1 to 1761 code for a protein of 586 amino acids.